ACUCGCUGCGGCGGCGCUGGGGGCUGAGCGGGGCGCGGGGCCCGGGAGUCCGUCCCCGCGCUGCGAGGAGACCCCGGCGUUGCCCAGGACGCAGGUUUGUGGGGCUCCGCCGAGGAGUUGGGGGGCGUCUCAUCAGGCUCUAGUCCUCUCCAGGUCUCGCGGCGGCCAGAGUCUCCAGUCACCCCCGCGUACCCCCGGACACACGCAGGACCUGCUUCCAGACCCCGCCAGCCCCAGGCCCUACCGCCAUGGACCCCAGCGCGCGCUCCGGCCCGGCCCCCGCCGAGCCCCGGCCGCCGAGCGCGCUGGCCGCGCCGCCGUCGCUGCUGCUGCUGCUGCUGUCGGCGCUGGCCGCGCUGCACGCGGGCCGCUGGCUGCUGCGCGCGCGGCGCCCGCCGCCCGGCUCGCCCCCCGGCCCGUUCGCGUGGCCGCUGCUGGGCAACGCGGCGCAGCUGGGCCCGAUCCCGCACCUGGCCCUGGCCCGGCUGGCGCGGCAGUACGGCGACGUGUUCCAGCUGCGCCUGGGCCGCUGCCCCGUGGUGGUGCUGAACGGCGAGCGCGCCAUCCGCCAGGCGCUGGUGCACCAGGGCGCUGCCUUCGCCGACCGGCCGCCCUUCGCGUCCUACCAGGAGGUGUCCGGCGGCCGCAGCCUGGCCUUCGGCCGCUACUCGGAGCGCUGGGCGCAGCGGCGACGCGCGGCGCACAGCUCCCUGCGCGCCUUCUCCACGCGCAGCGCGAGCGGCCGCAGCGCCCUCGAGGGCCACGUGCUGGGCGAGACGCGCGAGCUGGUGGCGCUGCUGGUGCGACGCAGCGCGGGCGGCGGCUUCGUGGACCCGCGCCAGCCGCUGCAGGUGGCCGUGGCCAACGUCAUGAGUGCCGUGUGCUUCGGCUGCCGCUACCGGCACGACGACGCCGAGUUUCUGGAGCUGCUGAACCACAAUGAGGAGUUCGGGCACGCCGUGCGGGCCAGCAGCCUGGUGGACGUGCUGCCCUGGCUGCGGCGCUUCCCCAACCCCGUGCGCUCCACCUUCCGCAAGUUCCAGCGCCUCAACCGCAACUUCAGCCUCUUCGUGCACCGCAAGUUUCUGCAGCACCAGGAGAGCCUGCGGCCCGGGGCGCCCCCGCGCGACCUCCUGGACGCGCUCCUGCUCCUCGCGCAGGACGGCGCCCCGCCACUCGACCUGCAGGACGUGCCGGCCACCCUCACCGAUGUCUUCGGCGCCAGCCAGGACACGCUGUCCACCGCGCUGCACUGGCUGGUCCUGCUCUUCAUCAGGUACCCCGCGGAGCAGGCUCGGGUCCAGGCGGAGGUGGACAGCGUGGUGGGCAGAGGGCGGCUGCCCUGCCUGGACGACCAGCCCCGCCUGCCCUACGUGAUGGCCUUUGUCUACGAGGCCAUGCGCUUCUCGAGCUUCUUGCCCAUGACCAUCCCCCACGCCACGCGGGCCAGCACCUCCGUCCUGGGCUACCACAUCCCCAAGGACACGGUGGUCUUCAUCAACCAGUGGUCGGUGAAUCACGACCCCGCCCGGUGGCGCGACCCCAAGCACUUUGACCCCGCGCGCUUCCUGGGCGCGGGCGGCCAGCUGGACAGCGACCUGGCCGGCCGCGUGCUGGCCUUCUCGAUGGGCCGGCGGCGCUGCAUCGGGGAGGAGCUGUCCCGGCUGCAGCUGUUCCUCUUCACCGCCGUCCUGGCCCACCAGUGCCACUUCUGUGGCCCCCCCGAGCAGCGCGAGGUCCACUUCGACUACGGCCUGACCAUCAAGCCGCAGGCCUUCCAGGUGCACGCGUCACUCCGGGACUCCAUGCGGCUGCUGGACCAGGCCGCCCAGAGCCUGCUGGGCGGGGGGCCGGGGAGCAGCUCCGGGGCUUUCUAGCUGCCGGCUCGGUGCUCCGGGCGCGCAGGGGCCCCGCCCCGUCCCCCCGCACCCCUCCGCAUCUGUCACAGGCUGGGAGCACUGCUUGUAUUUGUCCUUAGGGGGCAGCACCCGGGCCGGGGCCCCUCCUGGUAGUUCUCGGCCAGCCACACACCCUCUCAGCUCAGUGCUCGGGUCUGGUGAUGUGAUUCAGCCCCGGGGACCUCCGGGGUCACACCCACGGUGCGGGAGGCGGCCACUUGGUGCUGGGGACUGAUCUUGGGUCCUUGUGCUGGGCCAGGCUUAUGCCCCCACCCGGAUGGCUCCUUGAGGAAGGACUGUCUGGAGGUCAAGACACAUGGGUGCCACCCCCACUCCCCAUCACGCCAGCCUGUGCCUCUGAGGGUGGGACUUGAGGGUGACACGCCUCGGGCAACCGGGUGACGCCGGAAAGGCCCAGAAACACUCUUCUCGCCUGUUAUUAAAACGACUCCUGAGGCUUAGGCACCGUGAUGGACUCACCUUUUGCCCCAGGUUUUACUUUCUCUACGAGUUUUUGAUUUGGGGCCACACCCAGCGGUGCUCAGGGCUUACUCCUGGCUCUGUGUCUCAGGGGACCCUAGGCAGUGCGGGGGACUGAGCCUGGCUCGGCCAUGUGCAAGGCUGUGGCACUGUCACUCCAGCCCGGUGCCUUUUCUCUUUGGGAUGAGUCAUUUGCUCAAGAAAGAAACCAGCAGUCGUCAACAUAGUGAUUAUCUUGGAUUUUGGUGGAUUUUAAGGUUGGAGCUCUUGAAUUAGGCCUCCAAAGGUGAAAGUUAGCUCCCCUGGUUG
This is a messenger RNA of Sorex araneus (European shrew), 2687 nucleotides long. Its product is annotated as cytochrome P450 1B1. The record is from RefSeq and is a predicted model, not a curated record. Gene Ontology annotation, molecular function: monooxygenase activity; iron ion binding; heme binding. The transcript is spliced from 3 exons. Lineage: Eukaryota; Metazoa; Chordata; Mammalia; Eulipotyphla; Soricidae. Bases 249 to 1877 code for a protein of 542 amino acids.